UCUACUUCUGAUCAUUUUGAAAGAAGCUGUCAGAAAUUGUGGUGUUAUGUAAGAGUAAAUUUUGCGUUACAGUCUCGUCAUAUGUGAUGAAUAUAUGUGAUGAAAAUCUCAGAGACUCCCUUCUAUUUGGACAAAUUAUUUGUUCAUCACUUCUUGCUUAAGCAUUCGAGUGUAAGCUGUUUGAUGUCUACUGACUGGCAAUGUUGAUAAUGUAAAUUUAAAUUUGCUGUUCGCAUCGAAAUUAGCUGUGGACGCUCCUCACUUAUAGUUGUCGAAAAUAAGGUUCAAGCUUUAAAGUAAUAAAUGGGAUCAAAAUUAUAUAAGGAUGUGUUGCAUCUUCACCUGCUGCGGUUGGAUGAUUGAUCUGUUCCAAAGUGCAACGGCUGCCCCCACCCUUCAAACCGAAACGCAUUAUUGCUUCACGGCAGAAACAAGCAGGGUGUUAGCACCUACCCGUGCGGACUCGCAUUACGCCCUACCACCAUUACAUAAAUACUGUGGACGUUCACGAUGUCCUGCUGCAUCAGUUCCGCUGUUGGCUGCGCGUUUCUCACAGCCUCAGUGUCAGGGAUAGCCCUCGGAUAUAAUUAUUCAUUAGCAGAAUAUAUCGAUUUAAAAGAAACCAACGUCUCCGUUUACAUAAAGCGAGGUGUUUUCGACGAUGAGAUCGCCGAUGACAUGGAAUGGCGUCGAAGCGGACAUAUGCCGAUCGCCGGACACAUCCGAGAAGAUAACCUCAUGACUGGAGCACCAGAAGAAGAAAAUCCUCAAGCAUCGAAGUCUGGACGAAGAUUGGACGAUUCCAUUUUCGAAUCCGAUGAUCAGAACAAGUUCGAAGGCUCACUGAUGAGGUUAACCGCCAAGGCCCCGGCCUUUAGCACGACAACCAAACCGGCCACGAGCGACUUGGAAAUGGCAGAGAUAAUGUCGAAAUAUCAACUGGGCUCGGUCGAUCAACUCAAGGCUAUUCAAGGCCUCAUUAACAUGAGAAAGUCGGGGGAUGCACGUGAUACAACUGCUAAAGGAGCGGUGAAGACAACAUUUGGAUACGACGAAAGAUACCUACCACACUUUCCAGCAUUUCCUGACCCAAUGAUGUCAGGUAGACGAAUAAUGCCCUCGAACAUCAACAUAAAUGUGGACAAAGCCGAUAGUUCUUUACGAAAAGCAGUACCAGAAGCGAGUAUUAAUGAACCCGAUAAGUGGGGUAGACGUAAGGCAUUCCCUGGCGCCAUCAACGAUGUGGCCUAUGAUUAUUUAGAUAAGAGCCCUAAAUAUCCACCUCCAGUGACCCCUAAACCUGGCCCAGUGAGACCGACAAAAUUAAGAGCUUCAUCUGCUAUAUUUCGGCCAACCCACACGCAAAAAGUAAUAGAGUCAUCACCAAAAAUGGAUUAUGCGAUUUCUAAAGAAGUUGACCGUGAUCUUGAAGAAUUCAAAGAAAAGCUAAUGUUGGACAAAUUUGAAAAUCCCAAUUUAAAAAGCGAUGUUUUGAAAAUGCCUAAAGAAGAAUUUAUCAAAGCUGAAGAUGACUAUGAAGCUGAUAUAAAAGGUCUUCCAGUCAGAAAAAAGAGGAAUGUUAGCGAUAUUAAGAAAUACAUCAAACCAGCAUCGAGUGAAUCGAAUGUUGUGAAGAAAGAUAAAAAUAUCGCAUUUUCAAUCAUCAAUAAUAAUAUAUUUAAUUUAGCAUCGAGAAUUGCUGAGAAAAGUGCAACAGCACAAAUGAAAACACAGAAUGCUCGUACCAAAAGUAAACUUCUAUUAAAACUACAAUCAUAGCAUUGAAAAAAAGAACAGUUUUAAAAAGACUGACACAAUUAUUACAUGAAUAACAAAGUAAGAAUAAAUGGAGAUCCGUUUAUAAUAUUUAACAAAAUGGUGUAAUUAUUGUUUGCUAAAACCAACAAUUACGUGAUGUUUCAAUGUUUAUUAAGUUACGUGAAAUGUAUUAUGUUAUUAAAUUUUUAAAAGUCUAA
This is a messenger RNA of Bombyx mori (domestic silkworm), 1976 nucleotides long. RefSeq lists its product as uncharacterized. NCBI's taxonomy places the organism in Eukaryota, Metazoa, Arthropoda, Insecta, Lepidoptera, Bombycidae. The record is from RefSeq and is a predicted model, not a curated record. Bases 511 to 1779 code for a protein of 422 amino acids. The transcript has 10 exons.